UAAGUUGCUUAUCUGAUUUGAGCAUGUUAAAUCAAAGAACAUGAUUGGGAUAGGAAUCAAAGUAAAGACAUUAACGUUGCUACAACUAGAUACAAACGGACAGCAGGGAAUGUCCAUAGCCUCCUAUAUAAUACAGAGACAACAGUGUACCAGUUACAGAGGAGACAAUGGUAUCGACACUACUACCCGUGUAUCUAACCAUCCUGUGUGUCACACACAGCUCAGGUAUCAGUGUCGCACAUCGUUUACAAUCAUGUACGGCAUCCGGAGGUCAAUGUACCAGGGCCACACAGUGUGAGGGACAGGUAUUGGACCAUACAACAGGCUGUAGGAAGAGGGAUGUGUGUUGUGUAAUACCUCCGGAGUCCGUGGACACUCCCUCAGGACACGCCGAGAAUAUCGAACCUACAGGAGAGGAACACACAGGUAGUGUGGAGCCUAACGGAGAGGUUGAUCUACCUCAUCCAGGAACCUCCCAGUGUGGAAAGAUCACAAUUUACCCCCCUACAGUCGACCCUCGGCUUCGGAUCGUGGGUGGUCAGUCGGCCUUGGAAGGCGAGUGGCCAUGGCAGGUGUCAUUCCAUGACAUCACGGGUCAUUUUUGUGGUGGAAGUCUCAUCAGUGAUCAGUGGGUCAUCACGGCUGCUCAUUGUCUCCAGAGACACACGCCAGCAGAGGUGACGAUCUACCUAGGGGAACAUCAUCUUGAUUACGUCACUGGAAACGAAAACAAAAUGGCCAUCGCUGAGUGGAUAGUGCACCCGACAUACGCACCAUCGCAAAGAGGAACACCAAACGAUAUAGCCCUGGUCAAACUGGACAGAACGGUGGACAUAACAGGACAUUACGUUCGGGCUGCAUGUUUACCAGGGACAAUGGAUGUGUUUGACGGAACUGACCACUGUGUCAUAAGCGGCUGGGGCAGCACCAUGGGGACUGCUGAUGGUAAAUACCUACAACACAUCGCGGUGCCCAUCACACCGACACAGGCCUGUAACGACAGCUGGAACGGUGUUAUCGACGACCGACAAAUCUGUGUGGGGCACGGAGACGUCGGCGCAUGUGGAGGUGAUUCCGGGGGACCUCUUGUCUGUCUCCGAGAUGAGCAUUAUAUUCUGGCCGGCGUGACAUCAUGGGGGUCAUUCUCGUGCCAACAUUACGGUUACCCCAAUAUCUACACCCGAGUCACAUCUUAUAUAGAGUGGAUCAAUUCUGUUAUCAACUAGGUAAACAAUAAAUACCAUGCUUCCUGAGACAAUUGGUCCAGGUGUAGGAGAGAUAGAACCUGUGUAAUUGUGUAUAUUGUAACUACCUAAGUAGGCGUGAUUUAACAGUAUUUAUUGUUAUUAUCGUGAAUCAUUCAAUUAAGUUGUUUGAAUAUAAAUGUUAUAGGACUUACGAUAAUCACGUCCAGUUUUCAGGAGAGCGAUCUCAAGUUGAAUAAAUGAUCUUAAAAAACACG
This is a messenger RNA of Pecten maximus, 1462 nucleotides long. RefSeq names its product chymotrypsinogen A-like. The transcript has 7 exons. The record is from RefSeq and is a predicted model, not a curated record. Lineage: Eukaryota; Metazoa; Mollusca; Bivalvia; Pectinida; Pectinidae. Gene Ontology annotation, molecular function: serine-type endopeptidase activity. The coding region runs from base 168 to 1226 and encodes 352 amino acids. Gene Ontology annotation, biological process: proteolysis.